Molecule: messenger RNA, 927 nt
Organism: Coprinopsis cinerea okayama7#130
Lineage: Eukaryota; Fungi; Basidiomycota; Agaricomycetes; Agaricales; Psathyrellaceae
Exons: 5
Coding region: 1-927 (308 amino acids)
Source: RefSeq, a predicted model, not a curated record
AUGGAUGGAAGCUCGGAUGCCGUGCACCUCGCCUAUGUGCGAGCUGGAUACGCUGCGCUGGUCGUAGUCCUCCUACUGCUAGGCGCGGAUGCACAUUUUCAUGGUCGUCCUCGGCACGCACCUUUACCUGCAACCCAGUACCUCCGAAUCCCGCGAAUUAAAACGGUCCCGGUUACCGUACACCGUUCUCAGCUGGGUCAUUCUGGUCUUAUGCUCUGUUGGAACGGCUGUCGACUUGAGGGAGAUGUAAAAGGUGUUUAUUCUGCCCAAGUAUGGAUUGGGCGAUGUCGUUGCUUCAGAGUUGUCUUGGUGGUCGAUUCUGGGAGGUGUUUGUAUUCUUGUUGGGAACCUUCUCGGGGACGGGUUGCUGGUAGGCUAUUCUUUAAGGGUAGCUUGUACAGAUGCUAUCUGGUCUGGCAAGAUAUCUGGUGGGUAAUGGUGUUCCCGGCGGUUACCUUCCUGGCGUUCGUCGCGCAAGGAAUCGCAUUUCUAGCGACAUCCUCAGCCCCAGGGCAGCCUGCACCCUACGCUCUAGCCUCCGCCUGGUACAUCCUCUCAGCAGUCUUCAACAUCACCGUAACCGGCCUCAUCGUCGGCCGACUUAUGCACGCCCGCUACCAAGUCUCCAAACUCGUUACUCUGGUGGAUAUGCGCCUUUACACGGGCCCGGUGGCGAUCCUGGUUGAAUCUGCUCUUCCUCUGUGCUUGGCGGCGAUUGCGGCUGCCAUUGUCAACCUCCCGCAGGUUGCUCAUCCGGCUGGGUCGUUCUUCACCUCGCUAUGGGUUGCUUUAAGUUCGUUUUGUCCUCAGCUUAUCAUCUUUAGAGUAGCGUCGGGACACUCGUAUACCGGAGAAAACGUUGUACGGUCUCUCAAGCUCGAAGAUUUCGAGUCCUUGGAGCUUCGGGCCAAUUCUAACUCUGAUUAA